Sinocyclocheilus anshuiensis is the source of this 348-nucleotide messenger RNA. RefSeq names its product band 4.1-like protein 4. The transcript is spliced from 4 exons. The record is from RefSeq and is a predicted model, not a curated record. NCBI's taxonomy places the organism in Eukaryota, Metazoa, Chordata, Actinopteri, Cypriniformes, Cyprinidae. Gene Ontology annotation, biological process: actomyosin structure organization. The annotation marks the transcript as partial. Gene Ontology annotation, cellular component: cytoskeleton.
GUCCUCUCUGUUCAGGGGUCAGGUGCCUGCCGAGGCCGAAAACAAUUACUUAGCAAUUGCCAAAACACUGGAAAUGUAUGGCGUGGAUCUGCACCCUGUGUUUGGAGAAAAGCAGUCUGAGUACUUCCUGGGCCUGACGCCUGUCGGGGUCGUGGUUUACAAAAAUAAAACGCAAGUGGGGAAAUAUUUCUGGCCAAGAAUGACAAAAGUGCAUUUCAAGGAAACCCAGUUUGAGCUGCGGGUUAUAGGCAGAGAUUGUAAUGAGACGUCGUUCUUCUUCGACGCUCCCAGUAAGACGGCCUGCAAGAACCUGUGGAAGUGCUGCGUGGAGCAUCACACCUUCUUCAG